AUGCAUUCCCUAAUUCCAUUUCAAGACCUUAAUCUCAUUCCCACCGCUUCCUCUUCCGCUUCCUCUUCCUAUGGCGAUAGUAGUAGCCACAUAGCUCCAACCCAGAGCCCCCUCACUGUACCCAAAUUAGAACCUAAUGAUGAAUCACUUCCUCAAACCCAUUUGCAGCUCCAUUUUCCUCAGGGCCCUAGCCCUAAUUUGACGUUACAUUAUCCGCCUCAGGUUUCUCCUCCAGCUUUGGGGCAGAUUCCGGAGAAUACCUCCAGUACUGAUGAAAGAGUCGUUUACUCCGAUGUCCAUAGAUUAUCAGAGUUUUUCAGGCCGGCAGUCGCGGAGGAAGUGCAGUACAACGGAGAUGUUGGCGGUGUAAAUGCUGAAUCCGGUACCAUCGUGCCGGUGCCGGUGCCGGAGGUAAAUCGUUUACCAAUUGCUUUCCCCCAGCAGCGGCUGCGGGGCCGGGGUGUGGAGAGAAGGUCUUCGGAACUAGUUCGGUUCAAUGCUUUAGGAAUUGAGGAAGAGAGAUACUAUCGUGGUGUCGUGAAGAAGACCAGAAUGGUGUAUAGUUCUUUGCGGAUUUUGGCAUGUAAAGAUGCAGAUAACCGGAAGCGUAAUCGUAGUGAUCUGAAGGCGGGGACUUUCAUGAUGAAUAGUGGGUUAGGGCUGAAUCGUGACAAAAUAAUUGUGGGCUCCAUUCCCGGUGUUAUGGUCGGUGACAUGUUCUUCAGGAUGGAAUUAUGUGUUGUGGGUUUGCAUGGCCAAACCCAGACGGGAAUUAACUAUCUCCCAACGAGCAUCAUUUCAAGUGGUGAACCAGUUACCACCAGUAUCAUUGUCUCUGGAGGAUAUGAAGACGAUGAAGAUUAUGGUGAAGUCCUCAUUUACACAGGCCUAGGUGGGCGAGACAGGGGGCAGAGUGGUACCCAGGAAAUUCGAGAUGAAAAUCUUGGUCUCGAAACAAGUAAGAAAUACGAAAUUGAUAUCAGGGUAAUUCGGGGGUAUGAGUCUAGUGAAAGUCCAAACGGUAAAAUUUAUAUUUAUGAUGGUCUGUAUAGAAUCGUUGAUGCAUGGCGUGAUAAGAGUAAAUCAUCAGGUUCUCUCGUGAUCAAGUACAAGCUUCUUAGAUUAAUAGAUCAACCUGAAAUGGGUACUGCCAUUAUGAAGAUUUCCCAGUAUUAUAGAAAUGGUCCUUUGUAUGCCAGACCUUUUGGAUAUCUCGGUCUAGAUAUUUCUGGUGGGAAGGAAAAAGUGCCCGUUCUUAUAUAUAACAAUAUAGACGGUGAUAUUGGACCAACUUUCUAUCCCUACAUCACUAGUUCUAUAUUUCCUCGUACUGCUAGUUUUGCAGCUGGCUGUGAUUGUGUUCGUGGCUGUAAUGAUAAUUGUGUCUGUGCUAUGAGAAAUGGAGGUGAUUUUGCGUACGAUAAUCAGGGACAUCUGGUGAGAGGAAAGCCGGUAGUAGUUGAAUGCGGUCCUGGUUGUCGCUGUCCUCCAAGUUGCAGAAAUCGCUUAUCUCAAAAAGGAUUGAGAUACAUGUUUGAAGUUUUCAGGUCUAAUGAAACGGGUUGGGGUGUUAGGUCACUGGAUCUGAUUCAAGCCGGGUCUUUUAUAUGUGAAUAUGCUGGAAUCGUUCUCACAAAGGAGCAAGCACAAACAUUCUCAAUGAAUGGAGGAGGAAAUAAUUUGAUACAUCCAAAUCGAUUCGGCAAGAGAUGGAUGGAAUGGGGCAAUUUGUCGGGUAUUAUCCCUGAUUAUGUCCACCCAGAACAUCCAUCCACACCGUCAUUGGAUUUUGCUCUUGAUGUUUCAAGAUCCAGAAAUCUGGCUUGUUAUAUCAGCCGCAAUCCUAAUCCUAAUAUAAUGGUACAGUUUGUGCUACGUGGUCAGAAUAACUUAUUAAUUCCAAGUCUUAUGUUAUUUGCACUGGAGACCAUCCCUCCAUUGCAACAGCCGACUCUUGAUUAUGAUUUGGCUCAGACUAACUCUUGA
Molecule: messenger RNA, 1986 nt
Organism: Impatiens glandulifera
Lineage: Eukaryota; Viridiplantae; Streptophyta; Magnoliopsida; Ericales; Balsaminaceae
Product: histone-lysine N-methyltransferase family member SUVH9-like
Exons: 1
Coding region: 1-1986 (661 amino acids)
Cellular component (GO): nucleus
Molecular function (GO): histone methyltransferase activity; zinc ion binding; protein binding
Source: RefSeq, a predicted model, not a curated record